Messenger RNA from Lottia gigantea (owl limpet), 1386 nucleotides. RefSeq lists its product as hypothetical. Bases 256 to 1065 code for a protein of 269 amino acids. The record is from RefSeq and is a predicted model, not a curated record. Gene Ontology annotation, biological process: translation. Lineage: Eukaryota; Metazoa; Mollusca; Gastropoda; Lottiidae. The transcript is spliced from 2 exons. Gene Ontology annotation, molecular function: ribosomal large subunit binding. Gene Ontology annotation, cellular component: mitochondrion.
ACGUUUCGUACUAGGCCUAAUAGCAACAAUCAAAUACUUUCAUUCUUUUCAUUUAAUUAAUGUUAAAUCUUAUUAUUUAUAUACUUCAUUAUUGAAUUAAUCUUCUUGCUUCACAACCUAAGAUUUGUAUAAUUACAAUUUCUUCACGGUAAUUUGUCCGCUUACACCAGGUCUGUGUACGAAACGCCCCACUCUAUUACCUAAUAAAUGUAGAGUAUAAAAAUAGUUUAAUCAUAUGUUCUGAAAAUAUUUAUAAUGGCUCAGUUAAGUUCCACAGUAAGAAGACUUGUUCCUGUAUUAGCUUCCUAUGGCAGCUUAUUGAAGGGAAGACAAUUAACUAUAUUAUCCAGAACACAAUUAAUUUAUGUGAACCAGCAUAUUAGUUUCCAACCCCAAACUUUACAUGCUGUUGUAACUUUUCGAAAUUAUGGGAGUAAGAAGUCUAAAAAAGACAAGGGCAAAAAGGUUGAGAUGUUAAAAGAUGAAGAAAUUGAUGGUAUUAUUGAUAAAGAUAAACUGGAAGAGGAUAUUAAAUUUUAUGUUCAUAAACUAAAAGAAAAAUUCAUGCGAGAAUUAUCAUUACAAAUAACUCCUAUAAAUUUAGACCAUAUAAUGAUUGACACAAAAGAAGGGAAGUUCCAUUUGAAUGAUAUAGCGAUAGUCAGUUUGAAAGAUCCCAAACUCAUUCUCAUUGAUGUUAGCUCGUAUCCCAAAUAUGUGAAAAAUGUUCGAGAUUCUUUAAUAAAAUCUGCCUUUAAUCUUGAUGCACAAAUAUCAGGCACCACACUUCAUUUACCAAUACCAACAGUCACCUUGGAACGAAGACAAAAUCUGAUUAAAGUGGCUACAAGUAUGGCAGAAAAGUGUAAAGCUGAUAUCAGAAAUGUUCAAAGUAAAUAUAGGAAGAAAGUUCAGUCUGCCAAAGCCCAGUAUAGUAAAGAUUUUUUAUUUAAAAUAGACAACAUGAUAAAUGGAAUAAUUAAAGAAUACACAGAAAUAGUAGAUCAGAUGAGAGACCAUAAACAUCAAGAAUUACAAGAAGAAAGUGUGGACAUAUUUUCAUAACUAAGUCUAACCUUGCUGUGUUAACUUUCCUUUCAAGACCAAGUAGUAGUACAAUAUACUUGAAUAUUUCAAAAUUUUUUUAUACAUUGUCAUGAAAGGAGUUAUGAAGUUUUUAGUUAAUUGCAUGUCCUUUUCAACAAAUAAUUAAAAAAAAAAAUGGUGCUAGUGAAAUCUUGUCACUACCUCUUUUUGGUUAAAUUGCUAUAGGUGUAGAGAGUAACUUAUAAACUGUCAAUAAUAACUACAGAAUUUACCAAGUGUUGUAUAAGAUAAUUACCAGUCAUGUCUGGCUUAUGAUAAUUAAAUCAUGUUAAACAUGUC